CGCAAUUUACAGCAUAAAUAAUACUAAAUAUUAGUAAUACUCUCAUUAUAAUAUUUAGUGGCAUUGACUUGAGGUCUGCCGGUGCCGUCAACAACGAAUGACUUAGGACUAGAUCUAGGUCUAGGUACUAAUUGUACUAUUAUAAUAAUUAUAUACUAUUACUAUACUAAUUACUAAUUAAGUAAAUUUGGAUAAAUACUAAAUAAUAAAUACUCUGCUAGUAUAGUAAGCAUUCAUUUAUUUCCUACCUUGCCAUUUCAGCAUUUAUUAUCUUUGUGGAAAGUGUGUUUCCAUUUAGCCUACUGAUCAGAGUGUCAGACAUUUAUUAUAUUGAAGAGUUCUCAGUACAGAAUGAGUAUGAUCAAAACGGUCCCUAACUAUUGAAUUGGUCCCUAUGAAUUUAUUAGUAAUUUUAGAAUCAUAAUUUUAAAAAAAAUGAAAUACUAUACUAUGGUCAUAGUAUAAUCAGUAUGACUAUGAGUAUGAGAACUAAUACGUCUAGUCCUUUCACUUUCAAAUAAUUAUGUACAAUUUCUAAUUGUUGUUACUUAUAUAAAUUAUGAAUAUUUUUAAAAACAUUGUACCAGUACUAAAAAAAUUAAGUGCCAGCCGUCUCUUGUCAUUUACUUUGAGAACAUUUCCAUCAUUGAGAUGCUCUCCUUCUUUAUUGAAAAAUACCUAAUGUCUUAUGAUAAUCAAUAACCUGUUAACCUAUUUUAAAUUCUUAACUGAAAUUCCCUGUACAAAAAUAAUCUGUUUUAUUGACACCUCUGAGGGGGAGGUUACAAGUUUAUAAUUUAAUAACCCUAAAAUACGAUCAAUGAUUAAAAUGACCUUUAAAUUAUGACGCUACACUACCCAAUUUAUUGUUAUUAUAUUUUAUAUGGUCCAUUUUUUUAUUAACUUUUUGGUCAAAUCCCACCCUAUGUCUAAUUAAGGGUUAUCACAAAUGAAUGUAAACUAUCCAGAUAAAUCACACAUUUCUUAAAAAUUCCAUCACUGCAUCAGCCUCAUGAUCCUUAAGUUUCAACAUUUAUUUUACUGUUUCAUUGAUUUGGUGCUGAAAAUUAUUUAACUUUUGCACAUGUUAAUCAAAGACAAUGCUUCCCUACACUUUGAUCCAUAUUUUCAAAUACUCAAAAGACCAACAACCCCAUGCCACACCAUCAUAACUGAAAUCAAAUUUCUGUAUUACUCAGAAUUUAGGCUUCUCAAAGGCCCAGAAAAAUUUCCUGACCCCUUCAGAGAUCAAGACCCAUGUUUGAAAACUUUUCUCUAAGAUAAACUAAAUGUCUUUUUAAUCCCUGAAAUAGCAUUAAAAUAUACAUGUAACUAAAUGUUCAUGCAUGUAGUAUAUUAAUAAAGUUUCAUAAUUUAAAUACAAUAUAGAUAAUUUAUUUAAAGAAAUUUUAUUCACUUUUUUUACAGUGCUUGUGAAUGAUAUAUGGUGUGCUUCACAUCCAUUGCAAUGGCUAAACCAAAGGAUGAGAUGAUACAGGCAAUUAAUGAAAAUGACAUUAAAAAACUUAGUUGGUUGCUAAAAAAGAAAAUGUGCGUCCCUGAUAUUAUUAUCAAUAGUCAUGGACAAACACCCUUAAUCCUUGCAGUUACUCUUGGGAAGAUUGAAUGCGUUAAAGUGCUUCUCAAAUGGAACGCCAAAGUGGAUGCAGCUGACAAGCAUGGCAUGACUGCUAUCAUGUAUGCAGCAGACUUAGGCUACCUGGAUUGCCUUCAGCUAAUGGAAGAUAAAGCAGACUUCAACAAGGCCGACAAUGAGGGCAUUACAGCACUCAUGCUGUCUAGCAGAUGGGGUAAAGAUGAUUGUGUUCAGUUUUUGAUCAACAAUCAGUGUAAUGUCAAUCAGCGUGACAGAGCUUGUAAAACUGCCCUAAUUCAUGCUGCAGGUCAAGGCAAAAGGCACUCUGUACAGUGUUUAUUGAAUUCAAAAGCAGAUGUUGAUGCUUUAAGUUCAGAGGGAUACACAGCCGUCAUGUAUGCUCUGCAAAAAAUGGAGAUUGAGACUGCUAAACUGCUUAUCAAAAGUGGGGCAAAAGUUGACCAGAUGGGGACUGAUGGUAAGACAGCUUUAAGUUAUGCCUUUCAAAACUGUCUGGGUGAUUUUGAAAUUGUUAAAUGUAUACUCAAGAAUGGAGCAGACAUGACAGUGUCAAAAACAGAUCAAUCCUAUCUGCAUGAAAUGAUCGCACGGGGUGAGAAAGAGAUUGUGAGGCUGAUGCUAAUUAACGGGUGUCCCCCCUUUGAUAGAAGAUGCUUCGAAUAUUGUUUCAGUUUCAUCGACUCCAACCACCAUGAGACCCCUAUUUCUCCAUUAUGUGUGGCCUUACUGUCAGGUCAGGAUGACUUGGCUCGUUACUUCAUUGUGAAUAAUUUUUUCACUUCAUAUGAUAUGUUUAUUCUUCCAAAUGAAACUGAGCUGAAGCAAAAACUGGAUGUCAGAGUGAGUCAAGCUAGUGAUACCACAUGUGUACAUGAUUACCUUCCAUGGCAUAAGCCACACUCGCUUUACAGGAUUUCUUUUGUUUUUGUUUGUGGUGUUUUAAACUCACGAACCUGUUCCACUUGCAGAAAUAAGGACAAGGAAUUGAUGAAAUUAAAAUUGCCAGAAAAAAUUAUUAAUCAGUUACUAUUUCAAAAAAGUUUAAUUCAUCUCUGCACUAAUUUUUGGCAUGAUGUUUCAUUAGAAGCUGACCAAGAUUUGGAAAACUGUCUUUGUUUCGACUGUGAUAAAGAAAGGAGAAGAGGAAUAAGGGGCAGACAAAUGGGUGGAUUAAAAAUAAAGUUUCUUUGAUUAUUAAGAAAGAGCUUGUUUGAGCGAAGGGAGGCCCAGUGAUACCAUAUGUGUAUAUUUCACAUUUAUUUUCUUAAAUAAUUUUACUUACAUUUUUGUUAAUUUAUUAGUGCUUUAAUUAUUAAGAUUUAUCCAACUUUGCUUUAUCUCCCCUGCUUUGUGUUAUCUCCCCUAUUUUUGUUGUUGUUUUACCAAAUCUGUGAUGGGUGUAUUUGGAUUGGAGCAAUAAGAUUAUCCUUGGGAAGAGUUCUACAUGAAAUUCUGGAUGCAAUUUUUUUAUACUUUUGAGAUGGCGAGUUAAACAAGAUCCGUUCAUCAUGAUUUUUAUUUUGGACAAUUAUGUGGACCUGGCAGGAUGAAAUCACAAAGCCUGUGAUUUUAUUUAGGAGGACAAGCUGGUACUCUGAACAGCAAAUCAUCUCCCUCCUUGCAUCUCCAUGCAUGCUCUUCAACACAGUCCUUACUGAGAGUUCCCAGUUUGGAUGGACACAGAAAGAAGUCAUACAGUGUGCUCUCUUUCGAAGCUAUUGCGCCUAAAUUAUGGAAAAAUUUGCCCCAGUCUUUGAAGGAAAUUUGAAUAUGAUAAAAAUUCAUUUUAGAAACACUUAAAGAAUUUUAUCUAUAAAUAGAUUUUAGGACAUCAGAGGACAUCUGUGAGCAUGCAACAAUAGCAUGGACACAAGCGCUAUAAAAUUAUUCAAUCAUCAUCCAUCAUCAUCAUCACGUUGGAUGAUACAGCUUGGCGCCAGUAGCUUCGCAAGAGUUAUCAUUGUGUCAUUGCCAUGCCGCUUUCAGGACUCCAUCUCCGGGUUGAAUUCAGAGUCCCACUCAACCAGGGUGCUGGUGCUGGUGAUGGUGCUGGUUUUUUUUUGCCUGACUUUCUUUUACUGGGGAUUGAGCUCCAGCCCACAAGCUUGGGACUGACUCAGUACUCAGCUUGGGACUGACUCAGUACUCAGCAUGGGACUGACUCAGUACUCAGCUUGGGACUGACUCAGUACUCAGCUUGGGACAGACUCAGUACUCAGCUUGGGACUGACUCAGUACUCAGAUUGGGACUGACUCAGUACUCAGCUUGGGACUGACUCAGUACUCAGUUUUGACGAUACAGCCGUGCAGCCACCAUCGGUUUUUAAAUGAUUAGCACCUGUAAUAUCCUAUUAAUUUAUGAAAUAUUUAUAAUAAAUGACAAUCAAUGUACCACAUGCAUUUUUUAAAAAUCAG
This is a messenger RNA of Lymnaea stagnalis (great pond snail), 4033 nucleotides long. Lineage: Eukaryota; Metazoa; Mollusca; Gastropoda; Lymnaeidae. The record is from the annotation of a GenBank genome assembly.